Calliphora vicina (urban bluebottle blowfly) is the source of this 644-nucleotide messenger RNA. RefSeq names its product Odorant-binding protein 50e (gene Obp50e). The transcript has 5 exons. Gene Ontology annotation, molecular function: odorant binding. The coding region runs from base 1 to 639 and encodes 212 amino acids. The record is from RefSeq and is a predicted model, not a curated record. Lineage: Eukaryota; Metazoa; Arthropoda; Insecta; Diptera; Calliphoridae.
AUGCUUGCAGCUCAAAGUGUUUGGAUAUUAGCCGUUCUAUUUUGUUUGAAUGCAUUCACUCGUAAUGGCUGGUCAGAAGCUGCUGACAUGCCGAUGGGUUCGUUUAAUUGUUCACAACCACCAAGAUUUGAAAAUUUUGACAUCAGUAAGUGCUGUCGUUUACCUAUAAUAAAUAUGGGUGAUGCAAUUGAAAAAUGUCAUACACAAAUAAAGUCUUUUAAAUCGCACAGUGACAAAUAUCCAGCAUAUGCACAUGUGUGUUAUCCGGAUUGUAUUUAUCGUGAAACAAAUUCCCUCAAGGAUGAUGGUGAUAUACAUAUUGAAAAUGUCCAAAAGUUUUUGACAACAAAUGUUGAACAACGUGACAAGAUUAUUGUGCCAACGAUUGUUGAAUCCUUUCGGACAUGCUUGACCAACAUUAAGCAAAAUAUGCAGGCCAAAGGCAUAAAAAUGUUUUCGAAAUUAACUGACUUGGGCUGCUCCCCAUAUGCCAGCAUGGUUUAUGGCUGUGUUAAUGCUGAGACCUUUCUGCACUGUCCCCCAGAGAUGUGGCAACAAAACGAAAGUUCUUGCAACUUGGCAAAAAGUUUUGCCCAGCAGUGUAAUCCUUUGCCGCACGUACCACUGCCAACGGUUUAAUUUAC